Molecule: messenger RNA, 2372 nt
Organism: Sabethes cyaneus
Lineage: Eukaryota; Metazoa; Arthropoda; Insecta; Diptera; Culicidae
Product: SWI/SNF-related matrix-associated actin-dependent regulator of chromatin subfamily A member 5-like
Exons: 3
Coding region: 124-2262 (712 amino acids)
Biological process (GO): positive regulation of transcription by RNA polymerase II
Cellular component (GO): nucleus
Molecular function (GO): DNA binding; ATP-dependent chromatin remodeler activity; ATP binding
Source: RefSeq, a predicted model, not a curated record
GAAAAUCGUGUUGUUUCGUGAAUUAGGCAGAAUUUAUAUGUUUUCCAGCAAAAGUUCCAAUUGUUAUUACCAUUUUACAGCAAGUAAAGUUCUGUUACCUCUGUUAGCCUUCAGCAAACAAAUAUGAAUGACCAGGCCUCAGCUGACGGAGAUGUCACAUCCGAAGAAAACUUUAGCAGUUCGGAUCAGAAACUCCCUGAGCGCCGACACUCUUCGACGCCCAGUGAUGUGAUGGAAGUGGAACAAAUAGUUGAAAGUUCCUUCAAUUUGAGCAGUUAUAAGAGAGAACUGUCCGAAGCUCAAUUGCGCCGCUUAGAUUUUCUGGAGAACCAGUUUACGCAGUUUAAAAAUUUUAUUGAGCAGCGGAAAGGUAGUGACGGUCAAGCCGCUAAAGGAAAUAUAAAAAAUAUUAAUGAUGCCAACCAGAACAUUCUGGUGGAAGAAAGCAGUAAACGUCAGCAACAAAGUCUCGAUGAAGAUAAUAGUCGUUCGACGGCAAGUGAUUAUUUUUCUACUUCGCCAUCAUUUAUCAAUGGAACGAUGAGAGAUUAUCAAGUCGAAGGAUUGAACUGGCUCAUAUCACUGUACGACAAAGGUAUUAAUGGAAUUCUGGCAGAUGAAAUGGGUUUGGGUAAAACUCUACAGUCAAUAUCUAUGUUGGGAUACCUGAGGCACCACAGAAACAUCAAAGGUCCUCACCUGGUCAUCGUUCCUUUAACGACGAUAAACAAUUGGGUUCGCGAAUUUCAGCGGUUUGUGCCAGAAAUUCGUGUGCUACACGGCCACUGUUACAAGGAAGAUAAAGCUAAAUUGCGUAAAAAAUUGAUGGCGACUCGUAAAUCGUGGGACGUUGUUAUAACAAAUUAUGAAUUCUUCGUUUCGGAAAUUUCGUAUUUCAAACGAAUUAACUAUCAGUAUGUCAUUCUCGAUGAAGCUCAGCGUUGCAAGAACGAAAAAACACAACUGGCAUUAUUUCUUCGAGACAUUACCUACCGCAGCAUUUUGUUCCUAACCGGUACUCCGAUUAACAACAACCUGCAUGAAUUGUGGGCAAUGUUGAACCUGCUUUUGCCGGAAUUCUUUCGUGAUUCAGAUGACUUUGAUUCUUGGUUUAAACUGGAAGACUGUAUUGAUCCAAAUCAUGAACGAUCCUUGAGACUGAAAAAUAUACUACAACCGAUUAUGCUCCGGCGAAUAAAAGCUGAAGUUGAGCUCAAAAUACCGCCAAAGAUAAAAACAACUAUAUUCAUGCCUCCAACCAGAGAGAUGAGAUUUUGGUCUAAAAAAGUGUUAAACCGUGACGUCAUGGUAGUAAAUGGCGCAGGACACAAUAAAAGAUAUCCCAUGCUUAACAUAUUCCCCUACCUACGUCAAGUAACCUUGCAUCCAUAUUUAAUGCCCGGUGCUGAACAGGAACCCUAUGUUGAAGGCCAACAUUUAGUGGAUGUCAGCUCACGAAUGAUAGUGCUGGACAAACUGCUCACUAAGCUUCACCAGCGUGGCUCCCGAGUGCUAUUGUUCUCUCAGUUUGUCAUAAUGCUAAACAUUCUAGAAGAUUACUUAAUAUGGAAGGGUUAUAAUUACUGUCGUCUAAGCGGAGAUACUAAAGGGAACGAGCGACAGGUUCUUCUGGAUGAUUUCAACGCACCCGGGUCAGAUAAAUUUAUCUUUAUGAUAACGACUCGUGCAGGUGGCGUAGGUAUCAAUCUGCCAACUGCGGACACUGUUAUAUUUUUCGAUAUCGAUUGGAAUCCGCAGGCGGAUUUUCAGGCCGAAGAUCGAGCACAUCGCAUCGGACAGACUAAGCAAGUGCAUGUGUUUCGGUUCAUCGUUCUGGGAACUGUAGACGAAUGUUUAUAUCGAAAUUCGUAUCUUAAACAAGCACUAGAUAAAGCCAUUGUUAAGAAAAGUCUGGAAAGAUCAGAACUCGCGGCCGCUAUCAAACAUCACGAGGAAUAUCUGGAGGUGGGUAAAAACAUCGACGUGGCGGCUGUUGACAGCCAGCUGAACCGCAUUUUCGAAGAAGUCGAUUGUGGAGCUCGCAAUCCAGAGCAAGACACACUCUACAAGGAAGUGUCCCUGAAAGCUACUCGCAAACGACGUUUGUCCGAGCAGCACGAGUUAGACGCAAUCAAGCCCCCUCCACCAGAACAGUUUCUAUCGGAGAUAUAUCUGCCCGAAUCGUCGUCCCGUUAUGCGUAUAGACCUCGGAAGGAAAAGAAACCACGUUAUCAUGCCGAUGAUUCAACCAGCGACGACUAGUUUGGAACUGCGCUCUCUUUGUUGUCGUUAAAAGCUUGGAAGGUUGAAACCUGUUCUGAUAUUAUUAUUGUUUUGUUUUUAUUCACUGCCAAAUUCAGUAUUAUUCUUGU